AUGCCGGUGCUAGACGUUGAGGAUCUGCUGCAAGCAUUCGACCCUGCUCUGGACCCUCCAAGAGAACGCAAAUACAGCUUGCUGCUCUUCCAAAGCAUAAUGUUUGCCGCAGUUGCCUUUGUUGACGAAAAGCUAGUCGAGGAAACGGAGAAUAAAAGCCUGAAAGCGGUGAGGAAGUCCUUCUACCAGAAAGCCAGGACACUCUAUGAUGCAGAUAUUGAAUCUGAUAAUCUGGUUCUCAUUCAAUGCCUUCUGCUGAUGAGUCAAUGGGCCGAAAAUACCGACACUACGAAACAAAACUGGCACUGGACUGGAGUCGCGACUUCUCUAGCACAUGCAACGCGAUUGACGCAUAAUCCAGAUGGAUUCAAGCUUCCCCAAAGAGUGAAAAGUUUGCGUAAGCGCCUUUGGUGGUGUUGCUUCAUGCGAGAUCGACUGCUGUCACUAGGAAUGAGUCGGCCUAUGCGUAUCCGUGAUGGAGAUUUUGACGUGCCUCUACUAACUAUAGAUGAUUUCGAGUGUGACAUCCCAACGGUUACAUGUUCACGAACAAGUGAGUACCCUAUUAAUACUUACAUCCGACCUAGUCUUUUCGACAAAUCAGUAUCGACAAAACUGGCUCAGAUCUUCAUUUCAAACGUCAAACUUUGCGUGAAUAUUGGCGCCAUUUUCUCGGUCCAAUAUACGACCUUUAUGAGAGGUUCCCAGCCGUUUGAUGGGGGACCCAACAAUCCUUCAGCGAAUAUUAUGCUAUAUCCAAUAUCCAAUCAAUCAUCAGAUCGUGCUUUUGUACAAAUGAGAGAUUCUACCUUUUCGGUCCUAGACAACGACUUGACAGAAUGGUUCCACACGCUUCCUCAAUUUACUCAUCUUUCCGAAUUGCGUCCUCAAUCAGGCUUGCGAUCGGCGACCUCCCAUCAAAGCGAGCGCGAACGUCAUGAACCAUGCGGGACAAGGACUUCAUCUGGGGUAAACAACCUCCUCCAGCCCAGCAGCGUAGCAGUUCAAGCAGCUGUUCUGCAUAUGAGCUAUUACGCAACUUCCUCAGCUCUACACCGACCAAAGAAUCGCUCUCCAGCUUCGUCGAAAAAGGUUAUGGAAGCUUCAGAGGGUAUGGCAAGCUGUUGUGCGUUCCUCAACAAAAAUUGUCUUAUCAAGUACCUUCCUGUCAAUACAAUUACCAUGUUGAUGGCCAGCAUCAUUUGGCACGUGCUCCUUCUCAAAACGAUGGUUUCAACUGAUGGUGAUGGGAAAGGCAACACCGCCGAAGGAAAAGAUAGCCGCAGAGCACGAGACAACUUGAGCGAGCUUUUAGCAUCUCUCCGAGUGCUGCGAAACGCCCACGUUGGAGCGGAUUUUGUCUCAUCGCUCGUCGAAGCCUUUUUGACCCGGGUACGAACAAAGGUCGUUUCAUCUCCUUCCACUUGUCCCACGUCCCGGAGGGAAUUCGAAAUUGAGCUGAAUUGCGAUCAGCUGGAGGCGAACAUCCAGUUGAAUACUGGACAAAAAACUACAAAUCAAGGGCCACCUACUCCACAGAGUCAAAUCAUGGACGCGGCACCGACACUGUUGUUAAGCACACCAAAGACGGCUCCAAGCCCGAUCUCACAGGAUAUCUACCCAAGGUUGGAGGAUGAGGACUGCUUCAGCCUCCCAUAUGGAGCAGAUCUUGACGGUUACGAAACCGCUGAGAACACCUUGAAUAGCAUUCUUGGGUUUCCCGAUUUUGAUAGCAAUACUGCGGCAGAAGGAUGGAACAUGAACAGCCCUGAUAUGGGCCUAUGGGACGCAGGUAUGACCAGUUUGAAUGACCUGGGUUUUACGUUGGACUGGCCUGUCUAG
Molecule: messenger RNA, 1842 nt
Organism: Exophiala aquamarina CBS 119918
Lineage: Eukaryota; Fungi; Ascomycota; Eurotiomycetes; Chaetothyriales; Herpotrichiellaceae
Exons: 2
Coding region: 1-1842 (613 amino acids)
Biological process (GO): DNA-templated transcription
Molecular function (GO): DNA binding; zinc ion binding
Source: RefSeq, a predicted model, not a curated record